UUGUCCGUUUGGUGAGCUCAUAGUUCCUGAAUGCUCUUAAUGUCUACGGACGUGCAACAGCAACUGCGCAUUGAAGGAUUCCAGCCUUUGCAGUCUGACUUUGCCUGAGUCCCUCCUGUCAGCCAUUCUAAGCAGCUAUCAUGGUCUCUGAGCCUGUGGUCACUGACGCCAUUACAGCACUAGGGGGCGCCCUCAGCCCAGGAUUAAGAAGAAACAGAGCGCAGAAAGAAAUACAACAUUUGAUAAAUGGAAAAAAGGGAGUCUUUGAGAAAGAGCCGCAGACCCAGGGAAGGGCUGUGGAGAUGGCUGUGCAGAUGCGGAUGCUGUACAGAUGUGUCGGAAGAGCCUCGGGGUCUGUGGCGUGAAUGUUCAUCAGUGUCAGAUCCAACUGUUCAGCUUCCUUCUAGUGGUAACGUUGAGGAGUACAUUUUUGGGUUCAAGACCAAGCAUGAUCCGGGGAGUGGCAAAAGAGUGCGCUUUGGAAGGACCAGAGGGGAUGGCGGUGACAAGGGAGUGAGUUAUGGAUGGCCCAGAUGGGAAGACAGCGAUGACCCUUUUGCUUACAGAUACCAACUCCUCAGCGUCAGGGGCCCUGGCCACCGGCGGAACAGCUGCAGGUUCAAGACCAAGCAGGGUCCAGGGAGUGGAGAGAGAGUGAGCUCUUGGGGAAUCGGACCUGAAAGCGGUGCUGACCAGCCAGUAAUCCGUGCUGAGACAGCAGACUUUGGAGGGACCAGAGAGGACAGCAGUGCUGAGGGUGUGAGCCGCCUUACUGAAGGACCAAGUGGUGGUGCCGACUUUACUGCUGGUGCCACCCCAUCACUCACCAUCUAUAAAUAUUCCGAUGAAGAGUUUGAAGAUUCACUUUCUUUCUCAGAAGGUGAGAGAGAGAGAAAACUGUCAUUGCCCAAGAUACCUACUGACUUUCAGUCCUCUGUGGAUGAGGUUCCCAGGACCCCAGCUGACAGCCUAUCAGGAGGGCAGGAAUCUCCAGAGAAUCAAGAAACAGGAGAUGUUUGCUCAGGAGAGGAGCAACUAGUCUCCUCUUUCGCGGCUAAACUUGGCUUUGAGCGUGACCCGGGCUGUAAACAUAAUCACUUUCUGGGACCUGAUGGAAAGGUGGAUAUCGAGUUGAUUGACGAGAGCGUAAACAGAUACAGCGUCCACUUCCCCACAGCCGGCUACUAUCUGUGGUUAGCCAAGGGCCUUGGCUUUGUGGUAAGGGCAGCAGUGACCGUGAGGAUUGCAUUCGACUCUUGGGGUCAGCACCUGGGCCUGUCCCUGCAGCUCAGUGAGCAGUGGAUGGUGGCUGGCCCUUUGUUUGAUGUCACUGCAGAGCCAGAGGGGGCUGUGGCUGAAGUCCACCUCCCCCACUUCAUCUGCCUGCAAGCAGGUGAUGUCGACGUCGCCUGGUUCCAGGUUGCACAUUUUAAGGAUGAAGGGAUGGUCCUGGAGAAGCCAGCUCGGGUGGAACCUUUCUAUGCAGUACUGGAAAACCCCAGCUUUUCCCUGAUGGGAAUCCUACUGAGGAUCGCCAGUGGGACCUGCCUUCCCGUGCCCAUCACCUCCACCACGCUCAUCUAUUAUCACUCCCACCCCCAAGAUAUUAAAUUCCACUUGUACCUUAUCCCCAGUGACGCCUUGCUAACGAAGGCAAUAAAUGAUGAGGAAAGUAGGUUCCAUGGUGUGCGUCUGCAGACCUCGCCCCCAAUGGAACCUCUGAACUUUGGUUCCCGUUACAUUGUGUCUGGUUCUCCUCACCUGGAAAUAAUGCCUAAGGAGUUGAGAUUGUCCUACAGGAGCCCUGGAGAAAUCCAGCCCUUCUCUAAAUUCUAUGCUGGGCAGAUGAAGGAACCAAUCCGACUUGAAAUUACUGACAGAAGACGGACUUUGGUCUGGGAGACUGUGGUGAAGCCAGUGGAUCUCCAGCUUGAUUUUGCCUCAGUCCCUCCUGAUUUCUCAGGUGCCGCCUUUGUAAAGGAGCACCACCGGCAACUCCAAGUCAGGCUAGGAGACCUGAAUGGGGUGCUGGAUGAUCUUCUGGACAGUAAUGUACUCACUGAAAAUGAAAAGGAUCUGGUGGAGCAGGGAAAGACCCGGCAGCAGAAGAAUGAGAUAUUGCUGAGCAUGGUGGAAAAGAAAGGGGAUGAGGCUCUGGAGUUGUUCUAUGAAAGCGUUAAGAAAAGAGACCCUUACCUCGUGUCCUAUCUCAGCCAGUGGAAUUUGUAAACAGCUCAGACAGACAGAAAGAGGAAAUCUGGGUCUCCACUGGAAAUAAAUAAAUGGGAAAAUGAUCAUUUAUUUCAGUGGUUAUGGUAGGAGAAGACUGGAUAUCAUCUACCCAACAUGUAGGCUUCGGAGACAGACAUGCAACCUGGUCCAUAACUAUUGACUGUAUUCUAAUACCUUAAACUCAAGAAUAUCUGAAGAGAGUAGUAAUAUAUUUUUUAAGCUUUAUCUAACCCAGGCUUUAAAAAAUAGCUAUUUCAUUCAUCUAUACAUUUCUUGGAGACCUAGGGUAAAGGAAGGCAAGACAGGUUUGUUUAUGAUUGGCAUAGAUUGGAAAGGCAAAUCAUGAUUAAUGCGAAAAUCUAUACCUGUGAACACUCCACUUGAAGUUUCACCUUCUCACAAUGAAAGAUAGGAAGGCUGAUAAAAACUUCACAAUUGGGGAAAAGAAAGAAGCAAAGCAUUUAAUGGACACAAAAGUGGGAAAUUAUCUGCUGAUGAUAAUGUAUUCAGCAAUAUUUUUGAAUGGACUAAUUAAUAUGCAGUGUAUUAAUGGGGAAUUUGACUUUGUGCGCUAUGAAGAUGAACAGUGAUUAAAUGUAAAAAAAAAA
Molecule: messenger RNA, 2840 nt
Organism: Tupaia belangeri chinensis (Chinese tree shrew)
Lineage: Eukaryota; Metazoa; Chordata; Mammalia; Scandentia; Tupaiidae
Gene: CARD8
Product: caspase recruitment domain family member 8
Exons: 15
Coding region: 247-2229 (660 amino acids)
Biological process (GO): regulation of canonical NF-kappaB signal transduction; regulation of apoptotic process
Cellular component (GO): NLRP3 inflammasome complex
Molecular function (GO): cysteine-type endopeptidase activator activity involved in apoptotic process
Source: RefSeq, a predicted model, not a curated record